Molecule: messenger RNA, 9427 nt
Organism: Myotis daubentonii (Daubenton's bat)
Lineage: Eukaryota; Metazoa; Chordata; Mammalia; Chiroptera; Vespertilionidae
Gene: SREK1
Product: splicing regulatory glutamic acid and lysine rich protein 1
Cellular component (GO): nucleoplasm
Molecular function (GO): RNA binding
Source: RefSeq, a predicted model, not a curated record
UGUCGUCGGCGGUGACCAGCGAGCAGAUGCGGACGCUUUUUUCCUUCCUAGGAGAAAUCGAGGAGCUGCGGCUCUACCCCCCCGACAACGCACCUCUUGCUUUUUCUUCCAAAAGCUCUGAUAGUUGUUCCUUGUGCAGAAGAUGACUAGACUGGCCAAGGCAGACCUGUUACACUUGCCUGACACUUGCCUGAGUUAGGCAUUGUUUGCCAUGCCACUAAACCUGCCGUCAAGUGAAACCUUCAUUGGGGAAAUGAGAUCGGAGUCUGAACCGCAGAAGAUGGACGCCCUGUCUCUGUUUUUUAUUGUUUUACUUUACUUUAAUUUCUUUUUCUUUAUUUUGUCCCUUUUUUGUUUUUGUUUUGUUAAAUCUCUUUCACUUUAACUUGUGAGCUGGUUUUCCAGUUCUUUGUAAAUGGUAUUCCAUUAAGGAUUCAUAACAUUGCAUUGCAAAAUAUAUGGGGAGAUGAUCAGAGCUCAAUUUUAAGAUAAAAUAAAUUUUCACAGUAAAUUAGGAUGUAGUGAGUAUUAGGAGGCUCAGUGGGAAUGUUAAUUGGUGUUUAUAGACUGAUCAGGUACAUUUGUUCUUGAAACACUGAUAUGAUUAUUAGAAACAUUUUCUGACCAUAGUGCAACAUUUUGCAGUUUUUCUCCCAAAUGUAUAUGUCUUAUAAAAAUCAACUGAAUGCAUCUCCCUGCUAGAAUUUUAGCCAUACAGAAUCAUGGAAAAUAAGUAUAUUUCUUAUAACAAUCUGGGGUAGAGGACACAAAGAGACUUUCACUUUAAUGAUAGUUAUUCAUUAUAGAAAGUAACAUUUCCUUAUAAAGACCUUGUUGCCUGUGAGGGGAAUGGAUAUUUGAGAAGCUAUUAAAUACUUAUGUGUGUGUGUUUUUCUGUUUUCUUGAAUUUUUUGUUGAGAAAUACUCAGAGUUUACUAGCUUCUAAAUGGAUUCUGAGAUUUAGGACUAUUUCAUACAGUGAGAAACAUUGUUCUCUCAGUUGUCAUUGAGUAUAAUUUGGGAAAAAUGCUAAAUGUUCAUUUGUUUUAUACUUUUAUAUGCUGUUAGUAUUUAGAGGGUAAGUUUGAUAAAAUUCUGUCUUGGAAGUUAACUAAUGGAACUUUCUUUAAGUAUCUUUAAUAAUAAUUAGGAUAAGAAAAAAUUAGUGUGCUUACAGUUAGACUUUAUAAUAGUUUUUUACUACUAUGAAAAGCAGUGGGAGUCAAUCUACUGAUGCUUUUUUUUUUUUUUUUUUGAAGCCCACAGUGAAAGGCUUUAUAAUAUUAAGUAUUCAACUUUUGGCCUGUGUUGAAUACUCUUAUUGUUUGUGUAUCUUUUUACAUCUCUUGUAUGGAUAAUUUGGCUUAUUUAAUUGACAAAUAAUAUAUUAAAUUGGGACUUUAGAUUGGAACAUUAGGGUAGCAGAGCACAGAGUUUAUAACCGUAGGACUUAAGUUGAUUUAUCAAGAUGUAUUUAGGUUUUACAAACAUUUAAAAAUAAUUCCUAUUUAUAACAAAACAUACCUAAUAGCAAUAUAAAUAGUAUAGUAUAUUUGUGGGUAUACAGAUAUAUGUAUUAAUACUAGUAACUAUUAAAUAUAAAAUAUUGUUAUUUGAUAUUUUCAGUAAGGCCUACCUUUCAUUUAUCUUUAUGCAUGUUAAAAAAUUUAUGCUUAUGCAGAAUUUACACUAAUAAAAUAGCUGUUUUUGAAAUUAGUAGAUUAAAGUAAUAUAGACUUAGAUGUUUCAAAGAUUAGAAAAAAGUAGGCAUUUAUUGAAGCUAAUGUAAUUUUUUUGUUCCUGUAAAUAAGGUGUAACCAUUAUUAAAAGCAAGUUUUAAAAUCCAUCUUGAAUUCCAUUCAUAUUUAGAGAUAUGUUUAAAUAGUAUUGUUUAGAGGUUUAUCUCUGCAUAUCUGGUUGCUUUAAAUAAGAGUUUUUACCACUAAAACCUAGCAUGGUGCUUUUGAAAAAUUUACUCCAUGUGCUAUUUUCAGUUUAGCAUGAUUUAUAAACUGUUUUAAAUUAUUUUUGAACUCAUAAUGGAAAUGUGUAGCUAACUAAUUAUGAGCACUUCUUCCAAAAUAGCUACAUGUAGUCAACUUUUUGUUGUUGUUAAUCCUCACCCAAGGAUAUUUUUUCAUUAAUUUUUAGAGAGAGUGGAAGGAAGGGUUGAUACAGAGAGAGAGAGAGGAAAAAAACACACCCAUCUUUUGGUUGCCUCCUGCACCCACCAGGGAUCAAGCCCGUAACCUAUCAUGUGCCCUUGACCAGAAUUGAACCUGGGACCCUUCAGUCCUCAGGCCGAUGCUCUAUCCACUGAGCAAAACUGGCUAGGGCACUGUAGUCAACUUUUUUAGAAGUAAAUUUUUUGGCGGGAUGAGAGAGGACCAGGAAAAAUGCAUGGAGGUUGAAGUCCUUAUUAAAAUUAAUUGAUUAGAAUUCAGUAAUUAAAUAUCACAAAUUGAUGGACUUAUGUCAGAGUAAAUUUUUAGUUUUAGUCAGGAAUUUUUUUCUUAGCAUCUAAGGUUAUUUCAGUGUUAUUAGGAGAUGUUUAUAAGCAACACAUUUAGGGAUCAGCUACUCUUCAGAUAAGUAUACAUAAAUUGGUUCUAAAAGUCAAUGAUUUAAAAAGUUUCCUGAGAUUAGGGAAGUUAUUUUGUUAGUUAUUCUAAAAAGUUUUAGCAGUUUCCCAAGGCAUAUUCUUUGGACCUGGGUUCUUUUGAGCAUUCCUGACGUUGGGAGGUGACUUACUAACUGAAUGGGUGUAAGCUUUUUUUUAAAUUGAAGCUGAUUUCAUGCAGUAGGUUUUUGUUUUUUUCUGUCUACUUGAAAUUAAAUGGAAUUUAUUGGAAGGGUUAUCAAAAUUGUUUGCAUCACAAGUAGGUAGUUUCAAUAACAGGAUAGGGGCACUCAGUAAGGAACAAAUUUCAAUUCGCACAUACUUGUUUUUUCUUUUUCUUUUUUUUGACUAAUUUGGUUAUUUGCCAUUUCUGGGGAUUAAACUUUAAAAAAUGUUCUUCUUUUCUGUAUCUGAUGUUCUGUGUGCUAUUAGUGAUGCAGCCAACACGAACGGUUGUCAUGUGUAACACAACUUUCGAUCACCGCGAAAACACCGUCCUGGGAAAGCGUCCAUGCUUGAUAUCGUUUGGUUCAUGAACAUUAAGUUUCCAGUACAGGUAAAAUUCCAGAGGAAUCGAAAGCCCUCUCUUUAUUGGUUCCUGCUCCAACCAUGACAAGCCUGAUGCCUGGUGCAGGCUUGCUUCCCAUACCGACCCCAAAUCCCUUGACUACACUGGGUGUUUCCCUUAGCAGUUUGGGAGCUAUACCAGCAGCAGCACUAGACCCCAAUAUUGCAACACUUGGAGAGAUACCACAGCCACCACUUAUGGGAAAUGUGGAUCCUUCCAAAAUUGAUGAAAUCAGGAGAACAGUCUAUGUUGGCAAUUUGAAUUCCCAGACAACAACAGCUGACCAGCUACUCGAAUUUUUUAAACAAGUUGGAGAAGUGAAGUUUGUACGGAUGGCAGGUGAUGAGACUCAGCCAACUCGGUUUGCUUUUGUGGAAUUUGCAGACCAAAAUUCUGUACCAAGGGCCCUUGCUUUUAAUGGAGUUAUGUUUGGAGACAGGCCAUUGAAAAUAAAUCACUCCAACAAUGCAAUAGUAAAACCCCCUGAGAUGACACCUCAGGCUGCAGCUAAGGAGUUAGAAGAAGUCAUGAAGCGAGUACGAGAGGCUCAGUCAUUUAUCUCAGCUGCUAUUGAACCAGAGUCUGGAAAGAACAAUGAAAGAAAAGGCGGUCGAUCUCGUUCCCACACUCGUUCCAAAUCCAGGUCUAGCUCAAAAUCCCAUUCUAGAAGGAAAAGAUCACAGUCGAAACACAGGAGUAGAUCCCAUAAUAGAUCACGUUCAAGACAAAAAGAUAGACGUAGAUCUAAGAGCCCACAUAAAAAACGCUCUAAAUCCAGGGAAAGACGAAAGUCAAGGAGUCGUUCACAUUCACGGGACAAGAGAAAAGACACCCGAGAAAAGAUCAAGGAAAAGGAAAGAGUGAAAGAAAAAGAUAAAGAAAAGGAAAGGGAAAAAGAGAGAGACAGGGAAAAGGAACGUGAAAAAGAAAAGGAACGGGGUAAAAACAAAGAUAAAGACCGGGAUAAAGAACGGGAAAAGGACCGGGAUAAGGAUAAAGACAAGGAAAAGGACAGAGAAAGAGAGCGGGAAAAAGAGCAUGAAAAGGAGCGAGACAAAGAGAAGGAAAAGGAACAGGAUAAAGAAAAGGAACGAGAAAAGGACAGAUCCAAAGAGAUAGAUGAGAAAAGAAAGAAGGAUAAAAAAUCCAGAACACCGCCCAGAAGUUACAAUGCAUCAAGAAGAUCUCGAAGUUCCAGCAGGGAAAGGCGAAGGAGGCGGAGCAGGAGUUCUUCUAGAUCCCCAAGAACAUCAAAAACCAUAAAAAGGAAAUCUUCGAGGUCUCCAUCCCCUAGGAGCAGAAAUAAGAAAGAUAAAAAGAGAGAAAAAGAAAGGGACCAUAUUAGUGAAAGAAGAGAGAGAGAACGUUCAACCUCUACAAGAAAGAACUCUAAUGACAGAGAUGGGAAAGAAAAAUUGGAGAAGAACAAUACUUCACUUAAAGAGAAGGAGCACAAUAAAGAACCAGAAUCAGGUGUGGGGAAAGAAGCAGAUGACAAGGAUGCACCAAGGACUGAGGAAAACCAAGUACAGCAAAAUGGGAAUUGUCAGCCAAAUGAAGAAAACCUUUCUACCAAAACAGAAGCUGUGUAAGACUGACAAGUGCACCUCUAAAUGCACGCUGGAAUAAAAUCCAAAGCUUUUAAUUACUCUUAACAAGAUGUUAAAUAAUGAAGAAUCCAUUUGAGCAUAAAGAGAUAAGCUAACAGCUUUUCUAGUUGUUAGGUGGCUUUGUGGCCAUCUUGUUAGUGAGUAAGAAAAGAAAGCAUGGACAUCAUGAAGAUAACUGAUGUUACCCAAACUCAUCUUUAAAAUCUGUGUAUUUCCAUGGUGGCUGGCACACUUGUCCUGUGGUUUGUUAGUGUUUGCCAAGAACCAUUACAAAUAAAUGGGACAUCAAAGAUCCAAAUUUGUAUUCUCCUCAAAGACUGGAGAUAAACAUUGAAGGCUCUUUUAAAAAGUGUUAGUUACUGAAUUUUGUAUUGUUUUACUUUUUUUUUUAAAUUUCAACAUAUACAGAUUGAUGAUGUGCUUGAAAUCGGUGCAAAUAUAUACCCACCCUUGUAAGUGCAGAAUAUGUAAGAAGUUUUAACACUUAACUCCACAGGAUUUAUAGUGAUUGUGUUAAGUUCUCACUAUUGUGUUUCUUUUUCUCACUGUUUAGGACAAGUUUUUCUUUACAAUACUUUUACAGAUUCAAAUUCCUUAAAUAAGUGGAUUAAAAAAACUGACAAUGCAUGCUACUACUAUUCUCUUUCAAAAGGAAGAACAACUGUGUUGAAUACUAAUAAUAAUGUAUUAGUAUUCAGUGUUUAGAAUCAUUGGGUUUCCCUACAAAGUAAGCACUUCUUUUUUAACUUUCUUGACAUUUCCAAGCUUAUUAUGAAUAAUAUUGUAGUGUGUAUUGUCAGCAGUAGAUGGCAAAGGUAUCAUUAUAAAAAGAAAACUUGGGUUUUCAAAGCGGGCUAUGGGAGCACAAGCUGAAGCUUUAGUGCCUUCUACAAUGUGGUAUACUGUUUUCUAGAAUUUUAUAUGUACUAGUCAUUCUCAGCUCGUACGGAAUUUAGAUGGAUAUUCCAUUCACUCCCAUAGAGAAGUGUGCAAGUGAUAUGUCAAGAGAGCCUCUUACUUAGUUCACCUAAUAUGAGAGGGAAGUCCUGUUUUCAAGAAUGACUUUAGAGCUUAAAACAACAGUGCAGUUUUGGGACCAUCAGUUUUAUACUGUGAUCAUUGAAAAUGAAGCAUGUUCUUAAUUUACUUAAAGCAAAUCCUUUAGUUGUCUAUAUGGGAUGGCCUUAAUUAUUACCUCUCAAUCAUCUUCUCAUAAAUGAUGUGCAGAAAUUGAACUUAAAGGAGAAUACAUGAGGUUGUUUUAUUUCUAAGGAUUUGUUUACUUGAUUUAAAAUAUAGGUCAUCCAUCAUUCUUAGGUUCACUUUUUGUAGAAAGUAUGCAAGCAGUAAAAUGACAACAUUGCUAAUAUUUCCCCACCACCCUAAACCAUAACUCAUAGUUUCAGAACUCAUUUCAUUAUUGUUAUAUUUCCAAAAAAGAUAUACCUUUUAAUUAGCAUAUUAUUAAAAAAUCAAGUAUAAUUAUUUUAAUACAAUAUAAUACAAUCAGAUUACUCAGUUGCCUUACCUCACGGGAAGAGUUACUUAUAGAGUUCAAAGCUGGGUAGCACAUCAGUUAUUUGGUUUCAACUUGAGUUUUCUUUUAAGGUUAAUAUUAUUGAAACUGAAGUAUUGGGUGGGGAAUGGAAAGAAUUGCCCUUAUUGCAAAUAAUGAAGCCUGGUUUGAUUAUAAAGCUGCUUAAUUCCACCUCAUGUGUCCAGAAUUACUGUGGUAUUUUUUCCCUUUUUGUCACUGUGUACAUUAAAUUUUUUGAAAAUGCUUUACUAUGUAAAGUAUAGAUGGUCAUUUUAAUCCUUCAACCACAUACGGUUGGCUGGUAAACAGCUUAUUCUGAUACAAGAAUGCUUGUAUGGUGACUAUGGAAAGAUCGUGAAGGAGUACGUAUGUUUUGCAUCAACAGCUGUCUUAUUUAUGAUAUGUAAGUAGAAUAGAGCAAAUGUUUGACUCUGUUAUUUUUAGUACCAUUUCUUAAUAAAGCUAAGUAUUUUAGAGGAAAGUAUUUGUUAUGCAUUUCAAAACAGCAUCUUAGUUUUAUUUUGUUAUUUUUUUAGUUUCCAUAGAAGUUGUUUUGACAUGGAGUGUGCAUGUUUGGUGUGGUGUCUAUAAAACAAUCAUUUAAAGUUUGAGUGUUUUCUUAUGUUCUGGGCUCUAUUAAAUGUUUGUUAUGUUAUAAUUAGCAUAUUUAAUUUGGGUCCUGCUACUGAUUAUUUUUCUUGCCUAUAUUUAUUUAGCUUUAAAAUAAUGAAAGAAUGAUUUGUAAAAAUUAGGCAUAAGUAGGAAUACAAGAGAUUUGGAGAAAGUGAAAUAAUUUUCUUAAAUUAGAGCUUAUGUAAGGAAAGCUGUCUAGGUCUAUAUAUAAUUGGGGUGUGUGUGUGCAUGAGAGAGAGAGAGAGAGAGAGAGAGAGAGAAAGAGAAAGAGAAAGAGAAAGGGGGGGGUUCUCCUUGUUCAUGUAUGAGAGCUGAAAUGUUUCCAUUUGUUUAUUAUUUUUUCAAGGAAUUUGUUUUUUUUCUUUAAGAUUAUUCUUGUUCAUCCCAGGUAGAUAUUGUCAGAAAAACUUGAGGUAAGGCCAAGAUGAUAGUCAUUUUAUACUUGAAAGCUCCUGUAAAUAUCUUUUUUUGUUUGAUCAUAUGGAGAGUACAUACACUCUGUUCCUUAAAUUGUAAUUGCUCUUCAUCAUUCUGGACAAAUUCUGUUGGUCCUCUUGUUCUUUCUGUCCAGCACUGCACACUGAAAAGGUAAUAAUAUAAGAUGGCUCUUCAUAAGAUAGCCAGUUUCAUGUGAGAAAACAAGUAUAAAUCUUCACUUCUGUAACCAUCUCCUUAAUUAUUUUCCAUCUAAUCUAACUUAUAAUUGCAAACACUAGUCAGCUUGUGAUUUUCUGUUUAGAAUUACUUUUUCAAGAGGUAAAAUGCAUGUUAUGUUGAUCUUCAGAAGUGUCAGAGGCUUAAAUUUUGGCAUACUCAAAAAUAACACAUUUAGAAUUAAUAUUUUGUCAAAAUAUCUUGUGAUAUUAGUCAUUUUCAUGACCCCAUUUAUUCCUAUAUAUGUCGCUAUUUUUAUUUAAAACUUAAAAAAAAACAAAAAUGACCCAAAUUUUUCAACUGAAGAUAAUGUUCAAAUUUAAGGGAUAUAUAUAUGUAUAUGUAUAUAUAUAUAUAGUACAUACAUAUAGUAAUAUAUAUGUAUUUAGUACAUAUAUAUAGUAAUAGGCUUUUAAAAGUUUAAAAAUUUAUUAGAGAUGGUUUGAUUUAAGUCUUUAGUAGUUGGAAUAGCAAUUAGAGUGAAUCCUUUUGGAGGGAUGCAUUGAAAAACUUAACAUUUCAAUUAGUCAUUUUUUAUAUUUUCACAAAAUAGUAUCUGAAUUUAACUUGGCCAUGAAAUAGAGUCAUUUCAACAAAGUAAUUAUGUUUCCUACAUGUUUAAUUUCUUUUAAAUCUUUGCUACUUAAUAUACUUAGUACUUUCUUAUGUUUAUUUGCUAAUGUAAUAUUCAUUUAAAUUGAAUUGUUUAUUUUCAGAUUUCAAAAGUUAGUGCCCCUAAAAGGGCUAAAUUGUACUUCUGGAAGCAAGAGUCCAGUAUAAAUGUAAUAAAUUAAUACUUUAAAAUAUAAUGGACUUCCCUACUUAAUCUUGGAUUUGUGGGUUAAUUUGUUUCUCUUAGUACAUUUUUAUUGGUGAUUCUGCUUAAAGACUGAUACAUUAUUUUAAAAAUAAAAGCUAAAGCUAUUAAUGACUUUUGGUCCAUAUUCUGUUAAAUUGGAUUUAAUAAAGAAUAGGGUUUUUUUUCAUUUCACUUUUGGGUAAUUUUAUGGUUUCUGGCAAUUAAUUUAUAAUUAUUAGUUUAUAUCUAAUACAAUAUUCCUUAAUAUAUUAUUUUUAAAAGCAGAUUUGUAGCCUAUUGCCUGAUUGUUAAAUUUACUUGUAUCUAGCUAACAUUUUAACUUGGAAAAUUGCCACCUUUUGGGAAGCUUCACAUAUUUUACAGUAAAUAUUUAUUUUCCCAGGACUGGAAUGAAUAGUUCCCUUCAUUCUUGAUUAACAUUUAUUUGCUAGAUAGAUAUUUUCUUAACUACAGGGUAUUCCCCAAAAAUGUAUGCACAGCUUAAUAGCUGAUAGCUCAAUUAAUGUUUCUUUUCAGAUUUAACCCAUUGGAAUUAAUAAUUAUUCAAAGUGUGUACACAUUUGGGAGGUGGGACACCCUGUAUAUUAAGUUCAAAUUCGUGAAAAUCACACUGAAAGAAUUACAGUUGAGAUUUAGUUCUACCAACUUAAGGUUACGGGUAGGCAGAAAAAUGUUGGGGAACAAUCUACAGAAUUCCCUGAUUUCCACAGGAGAUUCACAUUUUGGAAUACUGUGUAAUUGUAUAGAUAGUUCAGUUUAAUGGUUAAAUAGUACUCUCCUUAAUCUUAAUUAGGUUAAUACAUAGUGUUCUUUACAUAACGCUAUGAAUUAUCAAGGGAAGAGUUUAAAAUGUAAGCAGGAAGAUGCUGCAUAGGUGGUGUGUGUUUAUGUGAGUAGGACCACUAAAUGGUACUAGAAAAGAUUUAUCAAAUGAUGCUGCUAUUGUGUUACUAUAUUUUUAAUAAAAUGGAAAUCUUAAAACCUU